Emericellopsis atlantica is the source of this 573-nucleotide messenger RNA. RefSeq lists its product as uncharacterized. Gene Ontology annotation, cellular component: endoplasmic reticulum. Bases 1 to 573 code for a protein of 190 amino acids. The record is from RefSeq and is a predicted model, not a curated record. The transcript has 3 exons. Gene Ontology annotation, biological process: sphingoid catabolic process. Lineage: Eukaryota; Fungi; Ascomycota; Sordariomycetes; Hypocreales; Bionectriaceae.
AUGUCGCUCGACCUCGAGCGUCAACUGGUCUUUUAUGGCUCCUAUCACCACAACAAGGUCAAUGUGGCCAUCCACAUCCUCUGCGUGCCCAUGAUUCUCUUCUCAGGCUUCACCUUGGCAUCAUAUUCAGGAACCAUCAUCCCAACACCCUCUUGGCUCACCGUCCCGAACCUGCCACUCAACCUCGGGACCAUUGGUGCCACCGCCUAUGCAGCGCUCUAUCUUCUGCUGGAGCCCGUGGCCGGCUUCGCCCUCGCGGCCAUAUGCCUCUCUGCCGCAGCCGCUUCAAACUACUGGCGCGCGCAGUGCCCCGACGUGACGCUCAAGGCGGCCAUUGCGGUGCACGUCUUCUGCUGGGUCGCGCAGUUUGUCGGCCACGGCGCGUUCGAGAAGAGAGCACCUGCGUUGUUGGACAAUCUCAUCCAGGCGCUGUUCCUGGCGCCCAUGUUCGUGUGGCUGGAGAUCCUCUUCUUCUUCGGAUACAGGCCUGAGCUGCAGGCCCGAGUGCAGAAGCAAGUCCAGGCCGAGCUUGUCAAGUUCAGGACGGGGCAAAAGAACGGCAAGGCCCAGUGA